UAACAACCUUAGUUUUAUGCAGUGCGUUUUUUUUUGUUGUGACUUGAGGUAGACACACGCAUUCUGUUGUUGCAGAAUGUUUCUCAAGACAGUAGUCCUAGUUUUUCUUGCAAGCUUCCAAACACUAGAUGCAACGCCAGCCAAAGUAGUGUGUUACUUUAGCAAUUGGGCUAUAUACAGACCAGGUAGUGGAAGCUAUGCUUUGGAAGAUGUCCCAGUCGACCUAUGUACGCAUUUAAUCUACUCAUUUAUUGGAGUUGACGAUAAAUCAUGGAGUAUUUUGGUAAUAGAUCCAGAGCUGGAUAUUGAACAAAAUGGAUUUAGAAACUUCAGUGAUAUUAAGAAAACUCAUCCUCACGUUAAAUUAGAAGUAGCAGUAGGCGGAUGGGCCGAAGGUGGAUCUAAAUAUUCCGCGCUGGUAGCACAACAGGCAAGGAGGGACUCUUUUAUUAGAAGUGUAGUUGCUUUUAUGAAGGAAUACAAUUUGGACGGUUUUGACUUGGACUGGGAAUAUCCUGGAGCAGCAGACCGAGGUGGUAGCUUUUCUGACAAGGAUAAAUUCUUUUAUUUUGUCGAAGAACUUCGUAGGGCCUUUGACAACGAAGGAAAAGGAUGGGAAAUUACAAUGGCUGUACCGGUAGCCAAAUUUAGACUUCAAGAAGGUUACUACGUACCCGAGUUAUGCGACCUAGUUGAUGCUAUCCAUGUUAUGUCUUACGAUCUAAGAGGAAACUGGGCUGGUUUUGCCGAUACCCACAGUCCACUAUAUAAGAGACCUCAUGAUCAAUGGGCUUAUGAAAAACUGAAUGUAAAUGAUGGUGCACAACUAUGGGUAGAUGCAGGUUGCUCUCCCAAAAAACUGGUAAUUGGUAUACCCUUCUAUGGAAGAACAUUCACUCUAAGUGCUGGAAAUACGAACUAUAAUUUGGGAACUUAUAUUAAUAAAGAGGCAGGUGGUGGAGCUCCUGGACCGUACACCAAUGCUACUGGAUUUUUAGCUUACUAUGAAAUUUGCACCGAACUCUUGGGAGAAAAUAAUGGAUGGACAAAAAAAUGGGACGAACAUGGAAAAGUACCGUAUGCUUAUAAAGGAACACAAUGGGUUGGUUACGAAGAUCCAGAGUCUGUACAAAUAAAAAUGAACUGGAUAAAAUCAAAGGGGUAUGCAGGUGCUAUGACUUGGGCUAUAGAUAUGGAUGACUUCCACGGUUUAUGUGGUCCCAAAAACGUUUUAAUACACAUAUUACAUGCUAAUAUGGACUCUUAUAAUGUACCAGAACCUCAUGUAUCUACAACAGCAAGGCCCGAAUGGGAUAGACCCAAAAGUACAACUUCUUCAGGCAGUGCAACAGCAGUAACUUCAGCUACACCUAAACCACCUAAACCAACGUACUCCAGUACGGUGCCCACUUCACAGCAAACCACGCAUGGAGUUCCCACUCAACCUACUGCAGCUUCGUCGCCAUCAAGUUAUCCUGAAGACGCUGAUAAUUUAACAGAAUGUGAGGCAGAUUUCAUGCCACAUAGGGACUGUGAUAAAUACUACCGCUGUGAUCAUGGCAAACCAACCCUGUUUAACUGCGAACCUGGCACUGCUUUUCAUACUGGUCUCAAUGUAUGCGACUGGCCCGCAAAUUCUGACAGGGAAGAGUGUAGGCCAUAGAAUAUACUUAUUUUAGUUUUGUAUUUAUAAGACUUAUAUUAAGACUUUUUUAAUAAACAUUUUA
This is a messenger RNA of Diabrotica balteata, 1727 nucleotides long. Lineage: Eukaryota; Metazoa; Arthropoda; Insecta; Coleoptera; Chrysomelidae. The record is from the annotation of a GenBank genome assembly.